Prorocentrum cordatum is the source of this 4092-nucleotide messenger RNA. The record is from the annotation of a GenBank genome assembly. NCBI's taxonomy places the organism in Eukaryota, Dinophyceae, Prorocentrales, Prorocentraceae.
GCGGGCGCCCCGGCGCCUCGCCGGCGCCGGCUCGGCGGCGGCGCCGCGAGCUGCGGCGGGGACGACAGCCACCCGCACGAGGUGCUGUUCUUCCUCAUGUGGGCGAUAGGCGUCGGGGCGUUCAUCGCCAGCUUGAUGAUGCUCAAGCUGUUCAAGCGCGAGUGGCUGCAGCAGACGGUCGUGCUCUUCAUCCUGGGGGUGCUGUAUUCCGGCGUGAUGGAGAAGGCCGGCCUGAAGGACGACGUGGGGGCCGUCGGUAGAUCUUUCAGCAUGUGGAUGUGCAUCGACCCGCAUCUGUUGCUCUACACCAUGCUCCCGCCCUUGCUUGCCGGGGACGCCAUGGGUAUCGAUACGCGCGUGGCUUUCAAGGUGGCGAAGCAGUGCUUCUACCUCGCAGGGCCGGGCGUGCUCGUCAACGCAUCCUUGACCGCCGUGGCGCUGCAGUCGUUGCACGACGAGUGGCCGUGGUGGCUGUGCAUGACGGCGGGUGCGAUUCUGUGCGCAACUGAUCCAGUUGCCGUAGUCAGCCUGCUGAAGGAAUUGGGAGCAUCGCCCACACUCACAGUUCAGAUCCAGGGCGAAUCCCUGCUGAACGACGGCACGGCCAUCGUGCUGUACUCGUUUGCGUACGCCUUCCUGUCUAAGAAGGACACCUCGGAUCCAGGAAACAUGGUCCUCACAGGGGUAGCAAUGACACUCUACUCGUGGGGGGUCGGCUUCGCCAUCGGCAUCGUGUACUGGUUGUGGAUCUGGGCCGUGAACAGCAAGUUCCACCACCAGAGCGCCGUGAUCCAGAUUGCCCUCACGCUCGCGUGCGCAUACUCCAGCUUCUUAGUUGCCGAGGGGCUGCUUCACCUCAGCGGGGUGCUGGCCACCGUCUCCUCCUCGCUGGUCCUCGCGCACAACAUGUGGCCGCACGUGCAAAACCACCACACCAUGCACACCGUCUGGCACAUGUUCGAGUACCUCGGGAACACCAUCAUCUUCUUCCUCGCCGGGGCCCUGACGGGGCAGAAGCUCUGGAGCGUAACGUGGGGCGACUGGAUGAACCUCGGCCUGAUCUACGUCGCGAUCACGGUCAUCCGUGGCCUGAUCAUGUUCUGCUCAAGGCCGCUCCUCACCGUCCUGCACGCCGACCGGGCCGAGGUGUCCGUGGCCGACUGCAUGGUCAUGACCUGGGGAGGACUCCGCGGGGCGGUGGGCCUCGCCCUAGCCAUCCAGGUCUCCAUCGACCGCGCCGCCGACGACAGUGGUCAUGAACACAUCAGCGAGGAGGAUGCGGACCGCGUCUUAUUCUACGUUGGAGGCGUGGCGCUUCUGACGCUCAUCAUCAAUGCUACAACGUGCCCCAGCCUUGUCAAGAAGCUGGGUCUCACGAAGACGCCAGAGGCAAAGAUGAAGCUGAUGAGCCUGAUCGGCGAGAAAAUCCACCGGCACAUGCAAACAGAGAUUGCAUGCCAGCAGGACGUGACGCCCAGGGUCACAAGGAAGCUCAGCGAAAUGCUGCACGACAUGGAUGACCACCUUCAUCAUGUCCAGGGCUCCGACACGACCAAGGACACCCUCGACGUCUUACAGGCAGUCUCGCGCGGCCCUGCCAGGGCCUCGCUCGUGGCACUGGAAAUCCCGACGGUCCAGGAGGUGAUCAACGAGAGACCCGAGAAGGUGUACAAUACGUUCGAGGCCGCCGCCAGGCUGUGGAGCAGGGUCGACGAAGCGGAUCGAAAGGCGUUCCGGAACCUGUUCGACGCGGGAGACGCGGCCGUGAUGGCACCGUUCGAGGCGAGGCCCGAGCACGCGCAGGGGCUCCUCGAGGACAUGAGGCUCAGCAACGGCAAGCCGGACGCCGGCCUUAUCCGGGCCGUGAACGACUCCUUCCUCAGCAUGCUCAAGGCGGACUACAAGAGGCAGCAGCAUGAGGGCCUCGUGUCCAACGCUGAGGCCAAGGUGCUCAUAGACAGCAUCACGGCGGGCAUGAGCCGCCCGGCCUUCGACCUAUGGGACUUCAAAUACAUCUGCCAGUCCAAGAAACUAGCCUGGUCCGUCGACGCGGACAGCCUGCUCCGCCCCAGCCCAGGCGAGGAGGAGUCCAAGGGGUCCAACACCCAGGUCGCGCUGCGCUCGAUCGACGAGUCGAAGAAGCAGACGUGGAGAUCCAUACUCCAGGAGCUUCCCAUCCCGAAGGGGGACAAGGGCUUCGAUCUCCACAAGCACGGCUGGCUCGAGAGCUUUGUUGAGGGUGCGAUGUUUCAAGCGGUGGUCAUAUUUGUUGUGAUCGCCAACUCCAUCUUCGUAAAUAUCGAGGCGAUCGCCACCGAAGGGCAGGAGAGCGUGAACGGCGGCUGGCUGGUCACCGAGGUCGUCUUCAACGCCUUCUUCACCGUCGAGUUCGUCGUCAAGCUGGCGAUCCUUCGGGCGAGGUACUUCGGGGCCUGGAACUGCUUCGACAUGCUGCUUGUGUUCAUGGGGUGGGGUGGUAUCAUCGCGGAGCUCGUCCUGGUCGGCUCGGGGGUCGGCACGCAGGAAGCCCAGCUCACCAAGGGCGCCCGCUCCCUGAAGACGCUACGGGCGCUGCGCCUGGUUCGGCUGGUGCGGCUGCUGCAGGAGUUCCACUUCCGAUACACUCGAGGCGUCGAGUCGUGCGGCUGGACGGAGGAGCGCCUCGGGCGGCUCAGCGUGGCGAUGGCCUUCGUCCGGGCGCAUUCGCGGGCCUCGGCCGCGCUGCUGGAGUUCUUCGGGGGCGGCGACGGCGAGGCGUGCCUGCUCGGCGGCGAGACUUUCGCGGGUUGUGGCGUGCGCAUCCCCAACCUCCCCGAAGUGUCCCGGUGCGUCCUCCAGUCCAUGACGGCGGUGUGCCAGGCCAUGGUCGUCGGCUCUUUCGAGGUGCUGCUGCUGCCACCGUGGCUGCUGCGGGAGAAGGCCGCCUGCCAUCAGAGCAUCGAGACUGCCGCCGCACUGGAGAAGUUCAUCGAGGAGGCCAGGGAGGACGGGGUGCUGAACGCCAAGGAGGCGCACUCCAUGGUUCACCCCAUGCACGACUACUUGCGGAACCGGCAGGCGACGCUCGACAACAUGCGCUUCGGGCGGUUCCCACACACCAGACGGAGCACGAUCCACUCAGACGACAGCCAGGGCAUGCGCCCAGUGAGCAGGAGGAACAGUAUCGGUGGCGACGCCCGCAGCAGCCCGCGGCUGGGCGGGCUGCUGCGCAAGAGCCGGUCGCGCAGCGCCAGCCCGUUGGCGAAGAGCCCCACCGACGUGGCGGCGCAGGCGUCGUUGCUAGACAGCCACGGCGACAGCCCCCGCGAGCACGACCCCGACAGCGCGGCGGCAGAGGCGUCGCUGAUGGGCUCGCCACCGUAUGGAUCUCCCGCGAGCCUGGGGCCAGAAUACGGCAGCCCGCCGAAGCCGGGCGGCAGGCCCGCGAGGAAGGCCAAGGCAAAGGCCAAGAAGGCCAUAGCGCAGACCGCACUGCCAGCGGAGGAGGUCCCGCUGGAGGCGGCUUCCCCGCAGCCGGGAGCGAAGGCCCAGGCCAAGAGGAAGGCCAAGAGGGCACUCGCGGGCGAGGAGAUGGCUGGCGAUGCCGCGGCGAUGCCGCGCCCGCCCGCCCGGCCCGCGGCCUUGGCGGCGGCGAGGACGCUGGCGGGCGAGGAGAUGGCCGACGAUGCCGCGGCGAGGACGCUGGCGGACGAGGAGAUGGCCGACGAGGCCGCGGCGAUGCCGCGCCAGACCGCCCGGCCGGCGGCCUUGGCGGCGGCGAGGACGCUGGCGGGCGAGGAGAUGGCCGACGAUGCCGCGGCGAUGCCGCGCCAGACCGCCCGGCCGGCGGCCUUGGCGGCGGCGAGGACGCUGGCGGGCGAGGAGAUGGCCGGCGAGGAGGCCAAGGCACCAAGCCCAGUCGUAUUUGGCGCCGCGACGCCGGAGCAGUGAGCCGCGGCGCAACAGGCACACGAUGCGCUCGCCGAUGCUCGCCGCCGUGGCCGUCGGGGUACCUCGCCCUCUUCGUCCUCGCAGAGGAAGGGAGAUGCCGAUGCCGCUGCCCUCCUUUCGUCGCCGCGGCGGGCUUCGCGUCAGAGUCCUGGUCAGAGCGCA